Plasmodium malariae is the source of this 693-nucleotide messenger RNA. Its product is annotated as Plasmodium exported protein, unknown function. The coding region runs from base 1 to 693 and encodes 230 amino acids. The record is from RefSeq and is a predicted model, not a curated record. The transcript has 2 exons. Lineage: Eukaryota; Apicomplexa; Aconoidasida; Haemosporida; Plasmodiidae.
AUGAAAGUGAAAUACACAAAUGUGCACCAUUUUACUAAAGUUUUUAUUUUUCCUUGUUUAAUAUGGACAUUAAAACAUUUUUAUAAGAAAACCUGCGAUAAAUCAUGGAACAAGGAAUUGAACAGAAAUAACGUAUUAAAUGUUAAAUUUAGAAGAUUAUUAAGUAUUGAAACAGUAGAAUCGGUCAGAGAUAAAUUUAAACUUUUAAAAAAAAAAAUAAUUAAUUUAGAAGGAGAAAGCGCUGAAGCAUUUAAAAAAAAAACAUAUGUAUUACAGAAUAAUAAACAUUUUCAUGAAGAUAAGAAAUCACCAUAUAGUGAUGCUUCUUCUUACGAUGAAUUUAAUUAUUUAAUGAAAAACUCAGAAUUUGAUGAACUUGGAGAAUUCGACUUUGAACCUAAUUUAAAAGAACAAUCACCCACAUUAGAACAUUAUGAUAAUAUUCAGUACAAUUACCAACCCAAAUCUUUAAAAAAAUUGUAUUUAAAGAAUAACUCAAUUUUAAGCCAUAACAAAUCAAGAAAAAAUUUUAGUUUUAUUAAUUAUAUAGAUAAAAUGAAUGAUGCUAUGAAAUAUACACAAAAUAAUCGAUGUAAAUCUAUAAUUUUUUACGUCCUUUUCUGGAUCGCACUAGUGUUAAUGGUUGGCUUAAUUACGAUCUUCAUUUCAUACGCAUUUAUAUUCUUUAAAUAA